This is a messenger RNA of Labrus bergylta (ballan wrasse), 1741 nucleotides long. RefSeq names its product translocase of outer mitochondrial membrane 40 homolog, like (gene tomm40l). Gene Ontology annotation, cellular component: mitochondrial outer membrane; mitochondrial outer membrane translocase complex. The record is from RefSeq and is a predicted model, not a curated record. Gene Ontology annotation, molecular function: transmembrane protein transporter activity. Gene Ontology annotation, biological process: protein import into mitochondrial matrix. Lineage: Eukaryota; Metazoa; Chordata; Actinopteri; Labriformes; Labridae.
CCGUUUUAGACAAUAAUGUACGAGUGUCAUUUUUGUUCAUCCAAUCAUAACGUCUCUCGACAAAAAAAGUGGGCGGGGCCUCGCGUAACCGACCCUCUUCCUCUUCAGCGCUACCGAAUACAACUUCCGGCUGUAUCGUCCUCUGGAAACACAACAAUGGGCAGUGUUUUGGCUGCCAGCUCCCCCAACCCCCCACCCCCGACCUCUGGGGCUGCCGUGGCCCCGGGGUUGACGGUCCCGCCGGGCUUUGGGAUGCCUUCGGUUUCCUCUGUGAUACCCGAGGCGGCAUCCGGGCAGCAGCAGGAGGAAGAAAACCCUUUGCCUAAUCCAGGGGCGUUCGAUGAGUGUCAUCGCAAGUGCAAAGAGGUUUUCCCCAUGCAGAUGGAGGGCGUCAGGCUAGUUGUCAAUAAGGGCCUUAGCAACCACUUCCAGGUGAAUCACACCGUGCUGCUGAGCACCAUGGGAGACUCCACCUACAGGUUUGGAGCGACGUACGUUGGGAAAAAGCAGACCGGUCCAGCAGAGUUCUUUCCAGUCAUGGUGGGAGACAUGGACAACAGCGGCAGCCUAAACGCCCAAAUCAUCCACCAGGUGUCCAGCAGUGUACGAUCCAAACUGGCCUUCCAGACACAACAAAACAAGUUUGUGAACUGGCAAGGCGACGCUGAGAUCAGAGGAGAAGAUUUUACUGCAACAGUCACACUCGGAAACCCAGACGUCCUCGUCGGCUCUGGCAUUGUUGUAACACACUACCUUCAGUCCAUAACGCCGUCUCUGGCUCUGGGAGGGGAGCUGGUUUAUCACCGCAGACCCGGAGAGGAAGGCUCAGUCAUGUCUUUAGUGGGCAGAUACAGCGGAAGUAACUUCAUCGCCACACUGACCCUCGGCUCAGCAGGCGCUCACGCUUCAUACUAUCACAGAGCCAACGAUCAGCUGCAGCUCGGUGUGGAAUACGAGGCGAGCACCCGCAUGCAGGACACCAGCGUGUCGUUGGCCUACCAGCUAGAUGUGCCUAAAGCCAAUUUACUGUUUAAAGGUUCUGUAGACAGUAACUGGGUUGUUGGUGCCACUUUAGAAAAGAAGCUGCUCCCGCUGCCGCUCUCUCUGGUCCUCUGCACCUUCCUCAACCACCGCAAGAACAAGUUCCAGUGCGGCUUUGGCGUCACAAUCGGUUAGACGGACCAAGCGGCGGGUUUGUUCCCCCACGGAUAGACUCACUACGGACGAGCAGACUAUGCCAUGUUACACCACCGUGUGUCCCGUCACCUCCAUCUGGACAUUUUUCAUGUUUGAGUUUGAUCUCACGUGCUGAAUAGAAAGUUAUCAAUAUACUCUAACGCAUAUAAUCCUAAAAUAUGAAUGACCUAAUUGAUCAGAAGUGUAACACAUAAUGUGAUUGGUCAGGGUUUUGUUGACUGUGGACUCUCGACGAAUAGAAAAAAAACUGAGCUCUUUGUUUCCGUCACUGACUUCUGUGCCUGUUGUUCCAGAUUUGAUUUUUUACAUGUCGUUUUUUUUUUUACUGUAAGUGUCUGUGUGCAGUGGAUGAUACUGUCGUCAAUAUUUUUUUUUGUUACAGACAAGUUUACCAGGACUGAGUGUACUGUACUGCAUGUCACGUUCACAAACCAUCACUUGUUUUGUUGCCUUUUUGUUUACGUUACAUACAUAUGAAACAGUAUAUAUAUGACCUGUAUAUACCUCUUGGAAACUGAUAAAUACCAUUUCUUACAAAACAAAA